Molecule: messenger RNA, 2073 nt
Organism: Exophiala bonariae
Lineage: Eukaryota; Fungi; Ascomycota; Eurotiomycetes; Chaetothyriales; Herpotrichiellaceae
Exons: 1
Coding region: 1-2073 (690 amino acids)
Biological process (GO): metal ion transport; transmembrane transport
Cellular component (GO): plasma membrane
Molecular function (GO): magnesium ion transmembrane transporter activity; cobalt ion transmembrane transporter activity; magnesium ion binding
Source: RefSeq, a predicted model, not a curated record
AUGACUUUAGGAGGCCACCCAAUCCACCUCCCCUCUCAUAAUCACUCCUCAGACGCGCCCUCCGACGGCGGUACACCCCGACGCUCACGCGAGCAUGGCCACCGCCAGUCACACGAAGUUGACGUCGAGGCACACGCUGCCGAUGCUACAGCAUCCACUCGAGGCAAUGGCAAUGGAUCAACUUUACAUGUACGAAUUCAAGAAAAUCCUGAGCACCUCGAACCUCAUGAGCACCACCAUCCAAAUGGAAGCGGAGAAUUCAAUCACCACGGAACCAUCCAUCGCAGUGACACGGCUUUCUCCAAAUCUAGUGUAAAAUCACUCCGCAGACGAGGCCGCGCAGAUACCAUGGUGUAUGCACCGGCGGAAAUGGGAAGGACAUCGGGUUGGGCCCCGGGACAAGAGCCAGGAAUUGACACAAGCGAUCCUCCCCCAUACAGCAAGGAAAAUAGCAAUCCUCCACUGGACUCGGUCCACUACGAGCAGCUCAGCCAGAGGUGUGAGAUCACAGUGGUCGAUUAUGGCAACGAUGGUAUGACGACCAUUGAUCUGGAUAACGACAAUCUCGCCGACUUUAUGCAACGCCCGUUAGAGGAUUGGGCUGACGUGAGGUGGAUCAAUGUCAAUGGCCUAUCCUGGGAUGUCAUCAGAAUCCUGGGGAACUGCAAGAAACUCCAUCGGUUGGCAAUCGAAGAUUUGAUGCACACCAGCAAUCGCACCAAGGUCGACUGGUAUAACGAUCAUACUUAUAUGGUCUUACCCCUGCAGAAAUUGGUCCACCUCGGAGAGCAUGAAUCUGACUAUGAGAGGGACGAUGAUGCCGGAACAAACUCUGGCUCCGAAUCGGGAGGUGAUGGAGAUUCUGUGUUCAGGUCUCGUAUAAUGAAUGAGCGCCAGAGACGCAGACGAGAGCAAAAAAGACGUGGGGCAAUCUUGUCUCUAUGGGACGAUAUCUUUCAUCAAGAAAAAACGCAAAAGAGGCAGCUCGAGAAAACCCAUACUUCCAACCGCCUCCAGCCUUCGAAUAGUUUCAAAGGUUCCAACAAGGUCGAUAUACCAUGGGUACCAAAAAAGAAGCGUUCUAUGCAACGAUACCAUGCAGGCCCUAAUCUUGAUCGGAUCGAGUAUAUGGAGAAAAAUGCCGUACUGGCUCGCAAGGAUGUCGGUGUCUCCAUGGAACAGGUUUCGAUCUUUCUCUGUGGUGAUAACACGGUUAUAUCGAUUUUUGAAGAGUCGGCACACGAUGUUCAAGCGCCCAUAAUACACCGUCUACAAUCCUCAGGCACGAUCCUGCGCCAAUCCGCCGAUGCAUCGAUGCUGGUCCAGGCCAUUCUUGACGCCAUAAUUGACCUUGCCAUUCCGGUGACGACUGCAUAUCAAGAUGCCAUUGGAGACUUGGAGCUUACGGUCUUAACGGACCCCGAUAUCCAUCAAUCUAGCACAUUGUAUAUUUUGACCUCAGAGAUUGCGAUUCUUCGCGGUGCUAUCGCCCCUAUCGUACAAAUGAUCGGCGCUCUUAAAGAACAUAAAUCCGACGCCGAGUCUACGGGCAUCAAUCCAAGUCGAGUCACGAGCCCAUCAGUCCAGGAACUCAAGAACAACCCAAUCAAAGACGGACAACGCCCACAACCGAACAUGCGGAAAUCCUCCGUCAUGGUCAAUCGAGUACACAUCUCUCCCAUGACGGUCACAUAUCUAGGUGAUGUUGAAGACCAUGCCCUUCUCAUCCAAGACAGUUACGACCAGAUGCGACGGUCUGCAGACAACCUAGUAGAUCUAAUCUUCAACACCAUAGGAGCGAACCAGAACGACAGCAUGAAGCAACUCACCAUCGUGACCUGUCUUUUCCUCCCCCUCAGCUUUUUGACCGGUUACUUCGGCAUGAAUUUCGAGCGAUUCAAUGGCGUACAGCAUCACAGCGAUUCGUUUUUCUGGGUCAUUGCAGCCCCGGUCUCCGUCGUGGUCUUCCUGUUGCUGAUGCGUGAUGUCUGGGGUCGGAGGUUUACCAAGUGGGCGAACAGGAAACUUCUACAGCGAAAGAGAAAGCGGCGCUUGCGUGGGAAGCAAAACUGA